UAGCUAGUUCCAUUCUAUUAUUGUCUUUGGUGUAGUCCAGCUGGUCUGGUUGGUGGUGAAAGACAUAGCGCUCUUAGCACUUAUUUUAUUUAUUAUUUCACCGUCAACGGGUUUAAAAAAUGUACUUUACGUUUUCUCAUAACAACUCGCUGGACGACGGUUUCCCUUCCUCCCCACAGGAAGACCUGGGUUCUCAACGGUUGUCCUGGGGGAAUCUGGUGCAGAAACUAACCGUAAUCAAAAGGAUCAAUCAACGGUUGGCAGACAAAGAUCAUUGCAGUUGGAAUAGUGACACUGGAUCAGUCACAGACAUGUCCAUGAUAUCAGAGUCUGACAGUGGUCUCUUCUACAGCCCACUGGAGGAGUCUCUCUGUGCCCACAUUGUAAAGACCAUUGUCGAGAGCCUCUCCGAUGCUACAGACACUGUCCUGUGCUGCUCCAAACUGGUCCUACCAGAUCCUCUCCUGCACAACAUCAGUCGGGAGCUUCUCCAUCUGGCUGCUAGUGAGCCUUGCGGCCUCAAGGGGGCGCUCAUUGAUCUGUGUGUGGAGCAGGGGGACCAACAAGGAGAACUGUGUAGUGUGGAGCAGAUAGCCGUUGACCAUAACCUGGUUCCUACCUUCCAUCUCACCCUCGUGCUACGGCCAGAGGUGGGGGGGUUGUGGCCCAAGGUGCAGAGGCUCUUUGGGGGCCGGAGGGCUGUGUCCCCCCAGAUGCAGAGUGGGAGACACACACUCAGGCUCAGUACCGGGUUCAGGGCUAUCAAAAGAAAGCUGUACACUUCAGGAGAGCUGCUCGUUGAAGAGUGCUGACCUGGCAAGAGCUAUGGGUGUGUUUUAGUAGAUAUCAGACCUGAGUCUAGUAAUACAUAUCUGAAAUACUUUGAUAUACUUAGUAUGCUGCACUUUGUUUGGUUUGCCUGGUACAAUGGAACCAAUGUAAUGGUCCCAAAAGUGCAAAUCAAGCACGCUUCAAUACUUUGACUCUGGUCGGAUGUAUAUAAUAUUGUCUGUGACUCUGGACUGAAGACAACACUACAUUGAGAGAAGCCUUGUAUGGCUCUGGGUGAAAAAGUGAAUUCAGAUAUUCCAAUGUGGUCACCAAUGUACCUAAAGAAAACUCACUCCACUUCUGAGAGUGUGUAGGUACCUUGAAUAGUCAAAUUCUGAAGAUGCUCUAAAUUCCCAUAGUGGGGAAAGAAAAGAUUGUGCAACAAUGUUAACCAUGUAUUUUUCUUUUCGUAUAUACUAAAAUGUAUUGAAUGUUUUCUAGGGAACACAUCUUAUGGCAGCUUUUCCACAUCAAUUGACAUGUGGAGACAAUUGAAUGUAAGAUAUGGCCGUUAAGACAACGCAAAACUGCUGUUUUUGAACCAUGGAUUUGAUUAGACAGUAUUUAUUUGAACCAUGGAUUUGAUUAGACAGUAUUUGAUACUCAUAUUCACCUGAACUGCUUUUUGUACUUUCCUUCAAGAACUUGAAACUGAAGAACUAAAAUACAUUUUCAAAUUAAAAUAUCCAUGUGAAAUA
Molecule: messenger RNA, 1529 nt
Organism: Salmo salar (Atlantic salmon)
Lineage: Eukaryota; Metazoa; Chordata; Actinopteri; Salmoniformes; Salmonidae
Product: DNA damage-inducible transcript 4 protein
Biological process (GO): response to hypoxia; negative regulation of TOR signaling; apoptotic process
Cellular component (GO): cytoplasm
Molecular function (GO): 14-3-3 protein binding
Source: RefSeq, a predicted model, not a curated record